Molecule: messenger RNA, 1743 nt
Organism: Arvicola amphibius (Eurasian water vole)
Lineage: Eukaryota; Metazoa; Chordata; Mammalia; Rodentia; Cricetidae
Gene: Tyw2
Product: tRNA methyltransferase 12 homolog
Exons: 1
Coding region: 101-1417 (438 amino acids)
Biological process (GO): tRNA methylation
Cellular component (GO): cytoplasm
Molecular function (GO): tRNA methyltransferase activity
Source: RefSeq, a predicted model, not a curated record
CGAGCGCAUAGCUCUUCCGGUUGUAGCGGCGGACCUGCAGAGAAAACAGCAUUAGGAUGUGCUCGUCGCCAGACACGGAAGGGAUGCAAACGCGAGCAGCAUGGAGAGAGAAGGUGAGACGUCUGUAGUUGUCGCCGUUGUGACUGAGCCUCGGUUUACCCAGCGAUACAGAGACUACCUCGAGAAGCAGAAACUCCUGGAUAGACAGCACCGUGUGCAGAAGCUGCGGGAUGGCAUGGUGGCGCUCCCGGUGCUUGCUGAAACCCUCCCUGAGCGGCACCUGCAGGAGCUGAGGAAUCGCGUGGCCCCGGGCAGCUCCUGCAGGCUGACGCAGCUCCUCGAUCCUCUUCCUUCCAAAAAGGCCCGGGUUUGUUCUCCUGCGCAAAGACUGUGCCUUGAGGUGAGGCGCUGGGUAGAGGACCGCGGAGUGACGUGGUGCGCCGAGCUGGAGGCGGAUUUGCCCCGGUCAUGGCAACGGCAUGGUGACCUAAUGCUGCUUAGUGAAGACUGUUUCCAAGCCGAGCAAUGGCAGAGUCUGGAACCAGAACUCUGGGAUACUGUCGCCUCGGCCCUUGGAGUUCAACGUUUGGCAAAACGAGGGCGGGUGUUGCCUGAUGGUACUCGAACGCCAUCGGUGACUCUGCUGCUGGGUGACCAUGGCUGGGUAGAGCAUAUGGACAAUGGCAUCCGGUAUACAUUUGACGUGACCCAGUGCAUGUUCUCCUUCGGGAACAUCACUGAGAAACUUCGGGUGGCAUCGCUGUCCUGUGCUGGAGAGGUGCUGGUGGAUCUCUACGCGGGGAUCGGGUAUUUCACAUUGCCCUUCCUAGUUCAUGCCGGUGCUGCCUUCGUCCAUGCCUGCGAAUGGAAUCCCCAUGCCGCUGCUGCUCUCAGAAACAAUUUGGAGAUCAACGGCGUGGCAGACCGGUGCCAGAUACACUUUGGAGACAACAGAAAGCUGCGGCUCUCCAACGCUGCAGAUAGGGUGAACCUGGGGCUGAUCCCCAGCUCUGAAGAAGGCUGGCCCGUUGCCUGCCAAGUGCUUCGGAAGGAUGUCGGGGGUGUUAUGCAUAUCCACCAAAAUGUGGAGUCUUUCUCAGGCAGGAAAGCCCAGGCUCUUGGCAGCAGUAACACGGGAAAAGAGCAUGGGCCUCAUCCCCAGAAAAUUAUCACUGAUAAACGGGGAAAUGGAGCUCCUGGGAAUGUCAGGGGGGGAAUGCCGCCAUCAGCCAGCAAACCAGAGUGGCACAGCUGGGCAGAAUCUGCAGCAGCUCAGAUGGCCUCUCUUCUUCAUCAGGUGCAUGGGAGAGUGUGGAGGACACAGGUCCUGCGUGUCCACCCAGUGAAAUCUUACGCCCCCCACGUGGAUCACAUAGUCCUAGAUCUGGAGUGCCGCCCCUGUCCUCUAGUUGCCUAGGAGACGUAGACUGAGUGACACAGCAGAGCCGAGUGAGUGGCCCUUGGUGCUUCAGCUAGGGCCGAGUUCCCACCCUCUUGUUGUCUGGUGGUCAUCUCUUUUUUUUAAUGAUUUGUGGCCUGAAAAUGAACUCUAGAUCCUGUUGACCACACUGAGAAUAUGUUAAAGUGUCAGAGGAAAUCAGGAUGGCCCAUUAAAAAUAGGACUCAUGCCGGGCGGUGGUGGCGCACGCCUUUAAUCCCAGCACUCGGGAGGCAGAGGCAGGCGGAUCUCUGUGAGUUCGAGACCAGCCUGGUCUACAAGAGCUAGUUCCAGGACAGGCUCCA